Perca flavescens (yellow perch) is the source of this 4239-nucleotide messenger RNA. RefSeq names its product HECT domain containing 2 (gene hectd2). Gene Ontology annotation, molecular function: ubiquitin protein ligase activity. The record is from RefSeq and is a predicted model, not a curated record. The transcript is spliced from 22 exons. Bases 465 to 2753 code for a protein of 762 amino acids. Gene Ontology annotation, biological process: protein polyubiquitination. NCBI's taxonomy places the organism in Eukaryota, Metazoa, Chordata, Actinopteri, Perciformes, Percidae.
CCAAACAUGGCGCCGGCCCGCAGCGCUGCUGCUUCCCCGAGAGACGACGCACAGAGAGGGAGAGACGGAGGAGGAGGAGGAGAAGAAGAAGGAGAAGUGGUCAACAACUCACCCUGAACGUGUUUUAAAAGAACAACAACUAUUUUUUUUAAAAAGAACCAAACUUCACACUCUAAGCUAUUUCCCGCGGAGACUUUACUUGCAGCAUUUUGGAGACGUUUACGCGCCAGGCUGUGCGCGCAACGGAGAGCCCACCUGUCCGACGAAGGUACACUUCACUCCCGUUACUUUGAGGAUGUGAACGUGCCUGAUUAACCGUGGAAUACCGGAGCGAGCAGACAGACGCGUAGCUCUGGGGGAAAAAAAACCAUGUGCAGAAACACAGAGGCUGCAGAGGACUGACUCUUUCCAGGGAGGGGGGGAGAAAACAACAACUUUUUGUUCCGCUCUUCCACACCGAGAGGAUGGAUGGAGAACAUUUUUCGCUGUCAGGAGUUGAGAGGGAAAGAGAGAGGCUUCCGCCAAUUUACAACAGCUCCGCUCCUGCUGGUUUUGGGCGUGGAGCGAAGCAGCCGUUUCCGUCUCUGGGCACCUUCAUUUCCACGCUGAGCCAGAGGAGGGACGCAGGGGGGCGGGGCUUAGCUGGCGGCAUGACGGGCGGCCUGAGCAGCACCCACUGGCUCCGACACGGGAGAGAACUGCCUCCGAUCUGCAGCGAUGUCCGUCAGAAGCAGCGGCUCUCCAUCGACACUCUUCCCCCAGAAGUCAAAGCUCCGUUCCCCUCCGACCCCGUCAUCCCGCUGCGCACCAAGACCACCAAGGAGUUUCAGGAGGACAUGGAGCGGGCCGUCCAAUCAGGUGACUGGAGGGAGGUGCGAGAGUUUUACCUGACCACCUUCGACUCGUUCAUAGAAAUCAACGCUGCCUUCAAGCGAGAGGCGAACGGAUCGUUCAACACCAUCGACGACUCGGGAGUCAACGCCAAGUUCGUCAACGCCGUUUACGAUGCUCUGCUCGGCACGCCUCAGGACAUCCAGAAGUCAGUGUUGAAAGGGAUCAUCAACAGCUUGCUGAGGGAGUGGAAAGGGCCUCGAACCAAAGACGACCUGCGAGCUUAUUUCAUUCUGGUUCAGAACCCCCAGUAUUCCAGCACCAGCACCUAUGUGAUCUACGCUCACCUGCUGAGGCAGAUCGCAGCUCUGUCUGAGGCCGACCACCACUUCCUGGUUCAUUGGCUAAAAAAGCUGACGGCGAGGCGUUUCAGGCAGCUGGUAGAGCGCCUCCUACAGUUCAUCUCCACUCGUCUGUUUCCUGCAGAACCAGACGAACUUCCUCCUCUGGCCAAGUGCUCCUGGUGGAUUCCCUCUGCUACUAAAGUUCUUAGCCUGUUCAAUGCAGCCAACAGUGUCUCCUCUACUCCCAUCAUGCCUUUCACCGACUUCUACAACAUCACUCUGGAGCACAUAGACUUCAUGGAGGAGUACAGGACCUGGCAGAACUACGGCAACUCCAAUAGGUUUUCCUUCUGUCAGUUCCCCUUCAUCCUUUCAACGGUGGUGAAGAAAGCCAUCAUCCAGAAAGACUCCGAGCAACAGAUGAUCAGUCAGGCCCGGCAAAGCCUGGUCAAUAAGGUUUCUCGCAGGCAGAGAGUGGAUAUGAACCUUCUGUUCCUCAACAUUAAAGUACGACGAGCACAACUCCUCAGCGACUCACUGGAUGAGUUGACAAGGAAGCGGUGCGACCUGAAGAAGAAGCUGCGGGUGACUUUUGUCGGGGAGGCGGGGCUGGACAUGGGCGGCCUGACCAAGGAGUGGUUCCUGCUGCUGGUCCGACAGAUCUUCCACACAGACUACGGCAUGUUCACCUACAUGAAGGACUCGCGCUGCCAUUGGUUCAGCAGUUGGAAGUGCGACAACUAUUCAGAGUUCCAGUUGGUCGGGACUCUGAUGGGCUUAGCCGUUUACAACAGCAUCGCUCUGGACAUCCACUUCCCCCUCUACUGUUACAGGAAGCUCCUCACUCCGCCCACUGCACCAUGCGACCAAAAUGGCCUUGUCGGCAUGGCAACCGCCACCCUGGACGACCUGCAGCAGAUCAUGCCGGAGCUGGCUCACGGUUUGCGAGAGCUGCUGAGCUACGAGGGAAACGUAGAGGAAGACUUCUACCUCACCUUCCAGGUGUUCCAGGAGGAAAUGGGCGUGGUCAAAUCCCACAACCUGAAGCCUGGAGGGGACAAAAUCCCCGUCACCAAGCAGAACAGAAAGGAGUACGUCCAGCUGUACGUCGACUUCCUGCUGAACAAAUCCAUUUAUAAACAGUUUGCUGCCUUCUACCACGGCUUCCACAGUGUGUGUGCCUCUGAUGCACUCAUGCUGCUGCGGCCGGAGGAGGUGGAGAUGUUGGUGUGCGGGAGUCCAGAGCUCGACAUGAGCGCUCUGCAGAAAGCUGCUCAGUAUGAAGGAUACAGCAAGACCGAGACCACUGUCCGGUGUUUCUGGGAAGUGGUGUUGGCCUUCCCUCUGGAGCUACAGAAGAAGCUGCUCCACUUCGCCACAGGAAGUGACCGCGUUCCCGUCGGAGGAAUGGCCGACCUCAACUUCAAAAUCUCCAAGAUCGACGUUCCAACUGACUGGUUGCCGAUCUCUCACACCUGUUUUAAUCAGAUCUGUCUCCCUAUGUACCGCACCAGGAAGGAGCUCAAACACAAACUCACCAUCGCCAUCUCCAACGCUGAGGGCUUCGGCCUGGAGUGACCAGCCUGCACACACACACACACACACACACACACACACACACACACACACACACUCUCUCUGUCACGACUGCCACAGCGCACAUUAUGCGGUCGUGGAUCAGACUGUGGAGGAAACGAGAUCUUCAAUAAGUGCUUUCUAAUGUCAAACAAUAUUAUCAUGGACUCUAAUGCAGUUUGUAUUGUUAUGUUGGGGUUGGACUCAUCAGUUUGUCGAUGUAGAACUUUUUUAAUUUGCAGCAGAUAAGAUGAGAGCUUCCCCCACGCAGCAGCUACAGAGGAAUAUUUUUAUUUGCACAUUGUCUGUGUUCGCUCUAUUACAAGACAACCCUGGUGAUGACCAUUAUAUUUUGGAUGUCACUUAUAAGAAGUUAACUUAUCAUGUCAUCCUUCGAGAAACUGUACUGCUCAAAUGAAUUUCAUAAAUUAAAUGUUUUAAUAUUUCUGGUCCCAUACCAUUGAAAUUAUACCAAUCAAUUUUCUCAGAAACCUAUCACCAAAAAACGUAAACUUAUAAUAGGUUGCUGCUUUGCUCAGGUAAUUAUUAUUGUCAAUAUGACUAUUUAUUAACCAGAUUGCCAGGUAUUCGCCAUGGAGGUACUAAAGACGUAAAUACAGCGUUAAUGGCAGAGCCCUGUUCAUUCCUAUGAGAGUUGUUCAGUGGCGCAUUUGCCAAAAAACAUUUCUAAGCUUCCGGGUUAACCUCCGUGAUAUGUGGCCCGCUGAAUAUGCACAGUAGUGUUUCGCCCGCUGGGCCCAGAAACUUUACAUGAAGUUUUUCCAAAUACGAAACUCCGUGGAUUAAAAAUUCACAAUAGAAAUAGUCCUAACUGACAUUGUUUGUAGUUCAAGGUAUCCUGGCAGUAGUUUUACAGAUGUCUCUUUUACAAUAGGGGCCUUUUUGGGCCACAGGGGGAUUUCUCGUUGCAAUAUCGUGAGUGGCCACUGAUCAAAAUUGGCGGAAAGGCUGUUACUGGGUGGCUGGUAUUCGCCCAUCAUUGACGUUAACUUUUGGACACGCUGUUUAAUGAGCCUCUAUUUAAUGGUGGAGAAUAAACUGAGAGCACGUCUGCAUUAAGCCGGUUAAAAUGAGUUGAACAGAAAAAUAGGCUUCAGUUCAAAUUUCAAAUCCUCAAAUUACAUUACACAAUAGUACAUCCUUGUGUGUGAGGUACAGAAAAACAGAGAGGGAAGUAUGAUGAUAAUAUUCAAAAAAUAAGAUAAAAGACAGAACGGUCUCAUUAAAAAUACGUAAAUUUAUUUCUGGAGGUCACUAAAGAAUGGAGAUGUAUGGUUUUAAUAUUGUGUUCAUUUUGACGUCACUGCUUUUGGUGACGUUUGAAAUCUAUUUUCAUGAAGGCAUAGGCAUGUUUUGUAUCAUUUAGCUUUGUUUGCGGCACACUGUCAGGAUGUAAAGCUUCGCGGUGAGGGAAGGAUGUGUCAUGAGAUUUAGAUUGUUUGACAUUUUUGACAUUGCUGCCUGUUUU